GCUCGAGGCUUCGCGCGAGCCCGACAUGUCGAGUUGGUGGAAGAGCAACUUUUACGAGCGGGUGUCACUCUGGGAUGACGUUCCACCGGUGUUGGUGUUGUUGAGCGACGUGGAGGAACCGCGAAGUGAAGUUGUUUCGCUGUGUUUGUCUGGCUGUCAGAGUGAAAUGAGCUUCAACAGGUGUCUCCCUUCCCCCAAACACACACACACCCGGCUCCGGUGUGGCACGGCGUGUUUGAGCUCUUCAGCUGAGCUGAGGAGCAGCUGAUGGUUGGUGUGGCCCACCGGACACCUGUCUUCCAGCGGGACUGUUGGACUGCUUCCGGGCUGCUCAGAGCUCUCACCCCCGUGUUGUUUUUGCAUUGACGUCAUCCAGUGCCAGGAGGAGUCCACUGAAACUCCACGGUACAUGAAGGUGAAUGUAACACAAGAGACUGUGGUCCUUCCAGGAGCCAACAGUGGCAUGUGAAGGUCCGAGCUCAUGAGACCGUGCGUGUGUGUGCGUGUGCGUGUGCGUGUGUGUGUGAGAGAGUGAGUGAGUGAGUGAGUGAGUGUGAGCGGCUGCAAUCUUUGACGCUCCAGCUUCACUUGACUGACCUUACAGAUUUCAACAGGUGUCCAGGCUGCAGUUGCCUCCCCCCAACACACUCGCUCACCCACCCCUGUGCCAACUGUGGCCCAGAUUGAUCAGUAACACGGCGCGUUUGCAGCUGCCAUUCUUUCGCAGCUCAGAGCCGCUCAGGCGGUGACACGGCGCUCCAUUUCAGGGCCGGUGCUGUGUUCCUGUCAGCUGUGGAGCUUGUGUGUUUGCUCUGUGACAUCUUCUGCGUGCAUGUUGUUACGGCUCCUAAUGCCACGGCGACAGAUCACCCUCACAGUGGCCUGUGGUUUGGAGCAGCAGCCUGACUGCAGGGAAGCCUUCUGUAAAGCCCUGUGACUCGACGGGCUGAAAUGCCAUCAGCAACUUAGACGCAGCCUGUUUGUUUCCAUUCUGAACUGCCUUUAAGAUAAGGGGCGAAAGCGUAAUUGCGAGCUCUUUUAUUGGGCUGAACAUUUAAAAGGCCACCGUAAGUUCUCAGAAGAAACGUGUGUGUAUGGUCUCUUGUGGCAGGUUUGACUGACAUCACUGACCUGUGUCAGACUUUACGUGAUUUGAGUGUUUGAGCGUUGAGUUCGUGGAUUUGGAGCGUUCACUCUUGGGUUGUUAUCAACAAGUGUUAUUACACCGUCGUUCACCAUUAAAAAAAAACCAAUCGCAUUGGUUUCUUCAUCUCUGCUCAUAACCCCUGGCAGUUUGUUAGGCGUUUGUUUUUUUUGUCCAAACACAACACAGGUCCCCAUUAUUUCACCUUUGCUAACAAGUUUCUUGUCUGUUUGCACCAGUAGACUCAGCGAUGUUGAGGUAGCACGCUCUGCUCGAGUUACAUCAGUCCUGCAGCACGGUGAGGCCAAGUUCAGCCGUCUUCUCAGGAAAACACACCUGAGAUGGGCUCGCCACCUUUAGGCAACCAAAGUAUUGCCUUAGUCCUGCUAAGAUAGGACAAAAUGCAUGAACAUAGCUUGGUCUGCAGGAGAGAAAGUGCAAUUUCUCCUAGUCAGACAACCUAGCAUGUUGCCAUUUAGCGCGACUGCGAUUGGACUGGGUGGUGUGUGGCUACGCUGCUCUUCAGCCGACCUCGCAGUGACGCUGAUCUGAAGAUUAGUCUUCAACACCCUUCACUCAGGUUGCUUUGAUCGUCCCCUCUCACCAGAAGAUAAGAUGACAUGGCCACCACGCUAUCGCAUGCUCGAGGCUCAUCCACUGAAGGUGUGCAGCACAGCUCUGUGAAAAGAAAACAGACUCCCCUGAAUAUUAAUGUCAUUCAGAAACCAUCCAGAAAUCUGCUGCAGGAAGUGCAUUGACGAUGAUGACAGCUCCAAGAUGGCGAUGGCGCUGAACCUUUUCGCUCCUCUGCAUGUAAAGAACUUGAUGCAAUCGGACCUGGCGGCUCAAUGGAGCUGUUGCCUGACUCUUCAUGGAACCGUACUGAACUCACAACCUCUACCAAACUGGGUCCUGGUAUCGGAUCAGUGGAAUGUCGGUUUUAGUUCCGAAGUUCAGGUGUUGGGAUUGGAUCUGUAGUCCAGUAAUGUGGACGCAUCCCUAGUGGUUAAUUUGGUCAGAAGCGAUGAACCCUGAGAGGAGGUCCUCCAGAAGGUGCACUGAAAGAAGUCUGGCGUCGGCAUGUUGAUCCAAACGGAGCUUAUUGUUGGUGCUGGGUUAGAGUGACUGAGAACAUUUUCAGUCAAGUUGAACAGAAACGCCCCACUGUGUGACUCUCACCCCUGCAUGCCUGAUCAAGCUGUCGCUCUUCACCAGAGUAGCACUGCUUUGUUGUGCAGUUUUGCAGACACACCCCUCUGCCUGUCUGAGCGCGCGUGUGUGUGUGCGUGUGUGUGUGUCAGGUCCACUGUUUUUGGUCCCAGCAGGCUCUUCCUGUCAAACAAAGCUCUGAGCUAAGACUGUUUGUGUGAAGCCGAGAUCUUUAAUAUAAACUUGGAGAACAAUCUGUGACUGUGUUUGGAAACAUUAGGAAGUAUUGCUUGUUGCUUUGCUGGACACCAAAUGACUCUUCGCCCUUCAACCACCGUUAAGAUACCAGAGUGAGAGCGAGAAAGAUGAGUGCAUUGUUAGUGACACAUUUCUUGUGAGCGACUCACAAGUUUGUCGGCGUUAUCAAAGUGCUACCUUGGUGGGACGCGUCUCUUACUUGGAGGACACUCGAAUGCCACCUGAGUUUGUCAGACUAGAAGAGACUUUUACCAGAGGACAGGUGAAGCUAAACAAGAGUCUGUAGGACUGUGGCUGCACCUGACUCGCUGGGACCUGUCUAUUUUAACCCUGGAUACUGGCUGAACCCUCAGUAACCAGAGUCUAGAUGUGGUGCAUCAAACGUCUCUGCCUUGAUUGUCUUCAGCGAGUGUCACGGUGCUAACACGUCAGAGAGGACCGCAGCUCCUCGCGGGAUUUUUGAAACUGUGGUGGAGCCACCGCACAGGUGCUUAUGCAACUGAUGCGCAUAGAAACAGAGCUAUCAAGGAAUGUAAACUGUUUAAAUACAUGAGCUGUCUGACACGAAUCGGACGAGAUGACGAGCCUUUCUCAGCGCUGGAGGAUUCCUUCUACAUCAUGUCCCCAGAAGCUCCCAUCAGAACUCCCACGGGAUGAGGCGGGUGUUAGCAUUUGGUUCUGAGGCUGGAUGUGCCGUGGAGCGGAGAGAAUCACAAACCUUUCAUAUUUGGGACAGACUUUCCUUUUCGCCUGUCUGAGUGAAGGGAGUUUACUGAACCAUACAAAUGUGUAGUGGACCACCCACCGUCCUUCCCACUCUCCAUGUGUGACCGCACUGGGCCUGAACGAUUCAUUGCAUUUGCGAUUAUACCGCAAUAUGAUAAAACCUGACUUUCUAACCGUAAGGCUGCGAUUUGACUGGUCUCGUGACUUUCGCGUUGGUGGCGCAGCGCAACGGUGAGCUUUAGCCAUUGAGCUGUAAAUGACGGCUUUAGCCUAUGAAGGUAAAACGGGUAAAAAGUGGCACGUACCCGUAACACAAGACUCGUAUCCAUGCGUCAGAGGCACAUACGCGUCACUGCAGAUUUGCGUCCGUAAACCCCGUGGCAUGUGCGUGUAAAAAGAAGAUUUACAUUCAUACAAACAGGAAAAGUCAUUUGGCCUUCAUUCUCUAAGUGCACAGAUACAAGUGGCUAAACAUGAUCUCUUGAAACUGCAAUUGUGACACAUUGCUAAGUUUUCCACCUCAACCUCAAGAACACGAUCCGUAUGUGCGUGCACCCUUUUGCACCUCUUCUGGCUGCACCUGUAAAUAAAACUGAUCGGCUGCAGCGACAUCCCAUCUCAUGGCGGUAUACAAAGAAUUUGGAUAGAAGGCGAUUCUCACCGUUACCACUGAUAGAAAGACAGACGGUAAGUGCUUCAUUUACCCACGUCGCUUUUCCUCGGAAGAUUGAUGCAAUAUAAUGGCGCAGCGUAUCGCUGCGGCCGAUUGGACAAUAGACGUCAUGGAGUGAGUGGUUAAAGCCACAUAUUGGUUUGCAUUAUUGUUGUAAUAUGCACUUUAGUUUGUGUGAUUCGUCAGUUUAGUAAGUCUACAGUUGGAACUGUAGUAGACAAAUAAACCAUCUUUCAUUUGAAUUCAUGCUUCAUUUGCCUUUAUCUUAACAUAAGAAUAGCCUAUAAGGAAGAACAAUUAUUUAUACUGAAUCACAUAUGGUUUAUUACAAUGCAGAUUGAUUUAUGAGUUGUGUUUGCUGUAAAAUACAUGAGAAGAGGACCUUGAAAAAUAAUCGCACAUUUAAUCGCAAUCGCAAUAUUGAGAGAAAAAAAUCGCAAUUAGAUCAUUUUCCAAAAUCGUUCAGCCCUUGACCGCACCGACCUCACAUCAGUGCUGUGACUCACUUGUCAGCCAUUGCUGUCCUCAAUGUAGUUCCAGUGAUUGCCUUUAAUUCCUGUCUGUGAUGCAUCACAAAGCCGUGUCUGACACUCAGUGCCAUCACUUUAAGUGUGUCAGCAAUAACAAACUGAAUCCAAUUUAGACUUGAAUUACGAGAGGAUAAGGUCUCUGAGGAAGGUCUGGGCUGUAUGGCUUCACAAGUUUCAGCUUACCCAUCUCACCUGCACCCAGCGCCGACAAGUGCCUUAGAAACCACAAGUGAUACCAGCAGAGGCGAAGCCCAGCGGCGUCCUACCACCAGCAGAGCCUUUCAGCAGCGACAUCUGCCCAAGACAUAUGUGAUCGGAGUGAACUACGGCAUCGCCCACCCCAACAACGUUGUCCCUUCCUGUGCCAAGUUGGGAACACGGCAAGGGCUCUGCACUGGGGCGACACAUUGGUGGUCGCUGGAGGACAAAAGCUGGGAGAGACCGGGUCAGGCUGCUGCUCAGGGUCGCCAGGGCUCUCUCGGCCGGGACGUGAACUGUGUUGGAUCUCCAGCUGGCGGAGCGGUGUUGGACUGCGGGCUGCUGCAGGGGCCCAGUAACAGACCAGCGAGGGAGGGUGGGGGCAGAUGGCCGUAUGCUAAGCUCGACACGCGUCAGAAAUGCAAGAAGCCCGUCAGUGAAGUCGGAGAACAACGGCCGGAGAAGAGCUGUGUGACGACCAUGCAGAUAGUGGAGGAGAUUUUUCCUCCUAUGCCUCCCCCCGUGGCGAUGUUACCAACCAGCUCUGGGAAUAAUGGAGGCGGGGCUAAUCGAUCUGAAGCUGCCGUGUUGGACGUGGCCAAAGUCAGGCCUAAUGGAAGCACUGGAGUUGGGGCUGGUGCGCUGGUGACCAGGUCGGGAACCACAGAUGGAGACUACCAGCUGGUGCAGCACGAGGUUCUGUGCUCCAUGAAAAACAGCUAUGAGGUCCUGGAGUUCCUGGGCCGUGGCACCUUUGGACAAGUGGUGAAAUGCUGGAAGAGGGGAACCAGUGAAGUGGUGGCCAUCAAAAUCCUGAAGAAUCACCCGUCCUAUGCACGUCAGGGACAGAUCGAGGUGGAGAUCCUGGCGCGUCUGAGCAGUGAGAACGCCGACGAGCACCAUGUGGUGCGAGCUCUGGAGUGCUUUCAGCACCACAGCCACACCUGCCUGGUGUUCGAGAUGCUGGAGCAGAACCUGUAUGACUUCCUCAAGCAGAACAAGUUCAGCCCACUGCCGCUGAAGAUCAUCCGGCCCAUUCUGCUGCAGGUGGCCACGGCUCUGAAGAAGCUCAAGUCUCUGGGUUUGAUCCACGCUGACCUCAAACCUGAGAACAUCAUGCUGGUGGACCCGUCCAGACAGCCGUACAGAGUGAAGGUCAUUGACUUUGGCUCAGCCAGUCAUGUGUCCAAGGCGGUCUGCUCCACCUACCUGCAGUCCCGUUAUUACAGAGCUCCAGAGAUUAUUUUGGGGCUACCGUUUUCCGAGGCCAUCGACAUGUGGUCACUGGGCUGUGUGAUCGCCGAGCUCUUCCUGGGCUGGCCCCUCUACCCGGGAGCACUGGAAUAUGACCAGAUCCGCUACAUCUCUCAGACUCAGGGUCUACCAGAAGAGCAUCUGCUCAACAAGGGCACCAAAACCUCUCGCUUCUUCUCCAAAGAGUCUGACUCUCCGUACGCCUCCUGGAGACUGAAGACGACAGAAGAGCAUGAGAAAGAGACGGGUCUGAAAUCCAAAGAAGCCAGGAAGUACAUCUUCAGCUGCCUGGAUGACAUGGCACACGUCAACUUGGUGCUGACUUCCGUCGACACCGUUGACAUGGAGGCGGAGAAGACGGACCGGCGAGAGUUUGUGUCGCUGCUGAGGAGCAUGCUGCUCAUCGAUGCGGAGGAGCGCACCGUUCCCUCCAGCGUCCUCCUUCACCCCUUCCUCACCAUGACUCACCUGCUGGACUUCCCUCGCAGCAACCAUGUCCAGUCCUCCUUCCGCAUCAUGGACGUGUGCCACGGACGCUCUGCCGGGGCCCUCUUCGAUGCCCUCAACCAGAACACCAUUGCCUUCUCCAGACCUCCCGUGGGCCCCACUCUGGGCUACAGCAACGUGCCGCUCCACGCUCAGAACAUGGCCCAGUCGGCAGCGUCACUGUUGCAUCCUGGGAUAGCCCUGGGCGCCGGGAGCGGCCACUUCGGUUGCAGCGACUCCUUCCCGCCUGCCCUGUUGCUGUGUCCUCCGGCCGUGCAAGGAAAUCUGAACCAGCCAGCAGGAUAUUCGCUUCCCAUGGUCACUCAAGCGCCACCCGUGCAGCCCCUCCCGCUGAGGCCCGGCAUCAUGGCCCAGCAGCAGCUCCUGGUCCCGACGGCCUGGCAGCAGAUGACGGCAGUGGCUCCCCCCCCCUCGCACCCUCCAGCCCCCCUCGCCGGUGACUCCACGGCAGCUCCGCAGAGGAUCAGCGACUGGGGCCGUUUCAGCGGCGUCAUGCAGCAGAUGGGCGCCGCCUCUGGCCGCCAGCCAAUCACCGUCGGUGUUGCUCACGUGGUGUGGCCUCAGCCUGCCGCCAAGAGGAACAGGCAGGCUCUCAACAACAGGAACCUGGCCCACCACCUGUGGCGCUGUCCCAGCCCCAGGAUGGCCGGGAUCGUUGGGCAGGUGGUGAAGCAGCAGCCCCAGAGCCGGGCUCCUCCUGUGGAAGCAGUCGGCUCAGAGGCGGAGGAGGACGGCGGCGGCGCCCAGCGAGACGCGGCGGUCCUCAUGGCGGACUCUCCCAGCCCGGCGCCGAGUGUCAUCAGCAUUCACAGCCAAGUGACGGACGGAGAGGAGGAGGAGCAAGAGGACGGCGGCCGGACGUGUCGGCUGAGCCAGUGUCAGGAGAAGUGCGUGUGUGAGACCUGCAGCGCCAGUGUGGCCAUGGAGCGAGUCUGUUCCCUCAGCAGCCCAGACAGCAGCCUCAGCACCGCCUCUCUCCAGUCCAGCCCCUCGCUCUCGCCCUGCAAGAGACUCAACAGCAUGUCUGAAGACGACAGCCAGGAGAGCGGCUGCGACACGGUGGAGGCCUCGCCGCGUGGCAACCGCGCCUACCGUUACCACCACCACCACCACCACAACAACCGCCCCCCCUCAUCCGCCGUGGUGCCACCCUGCCCUGCCGCCCGGGGCCGGAGCCCUCGUGCCGUCAGGACCAUGGUGGUGCCUCCAAUGAGAGCGCAGAAUGGCAACAGUCGGGCGUCGGCAGAGCCACUCCAGAGGACAGAGUCCUGGAGCCGAUCCAGGGGCCGCUGCAGCAGCAAGAGCUCGGCCGCCUCCGGCCCCGCCCUCUUCCCCCCCCCGGGCUUCGGACAGCAGGUGCAGCCCUACCUGUCCAGCCACGGCACCAAAGAGCGGAGCUGCAAGUUUGGGCCGCCGCGGCGGCCGCAGGCCUUCAUCCCUCCCACGGUCCACGCUCACGCCGCCGCCCCCCCCACUCACGCCCUGCUGUCCUACCCCCACCCCAUCCUGCCCUCUCGCCCCCCCCUCCUGCAGCACAGCUACGCUCUCUCUCACCAGCCAGGGGGCGCUAUAGUUCAGCAGCUGACUCUGGGCAUGGGCGCCCCCCACGCCCCACACCGCUUCCUGCCUUCUCCCACCGUCCACCCGCCCCCCUUCCCCGUCCCUCACCCCUUCAUGACCUCCCCCGCCACCUACGCUGGCUUCCCCCUGGCCCCCAGCAAGCUGAGCCACCACUUCUCCUUCAUCUAAGGAGGCGGGCGGCGCCGCGGCAGGUGCUGCUGCUCAGGUGGGCCGCCAACACACCCCACUGAUGACGGGCUCCUGGCUGGGGAAAGGACCUGUCUCUCUUGUCUUGUGCAGCACGUGCUCGCCGGCGCCACCUGCCGAAGCCAUCGCCGUCACGUGUGUUUUCUGUCCUCUGCGUGUCUGUCGCCGCCGCAGGACGCGCCGACCAUGUGAGGGCCGUGUUUCAUGGAGAAGCUUUUUUAGGAUGUGGCUCCUCCUCCUCCUCCUCCAGGUUUGAUUCUUUCUUCACGGUUAGUGUUUCACCGCAGAGGUGUUGAGAGUGAUUUGGGGAAUUAGAUGUUAGAAGAUAGAAUGAGACCAGGCCACCCGCGGGACUGCGGGGUGCCCCCUGGUGGGACGGCAGUCCUCCCUCCGGCCGCCGCCUCAGUGCCUUAGCCGCCAGCCUUCAGGAGCACGUUUGCGCCGGCUCGCAGCACUUAGCCCUUCAGACUCUGGACGAGAUGCUUUUAUUUUGUUGGUGGCUUUGAGACUUGGACUUUAGCUCGUGGCUGCACUCGUCCGGGCCUUCGACCGAAGACCUCGUUUGUAUAUAGAGAGAGCGACGGCUUGUGCUCCCUCCAGUACUCUGCUCUCCGCAGUAUUGUCACUGUUUACUCUACCUGCAAUACAAUCUCCACGCCUCUGGGUGGCAGUCUUGCUGCUCUGCGUCCCAGCUAGACGUGCGUGCGCUUCUCAGUGUUGACUCGGCGUCGUGGAUGAAGUUGAUACAUUCCUUCAGGAAGGUGGGAGUGGAGCGCCGCGCCGCGCCGCACCAAAGACGUCAGUGUCCGGAAUGUGUGGAGGAAAGCGCUGCUACAUCCCCAGCAGCAGCAGCAGCAGCCGCCGCCGCCGCCGCGUGGCUGUUCCCGUGCCAGCGGCUGGACUCGGCCUUCUCUUGUGUGAAGUGGUUUUCCUUUUGUAAACUGCUGUAUUGAGGUGUUUUGUAUCCUUCACUGGGGUGUGAUCUCUCUGUACUGUAGCCGCUCGAGUGCCUUUUGAUUUGGGGAUCCGUGGCCCCAACACCUGAGUCAGGGACCGUCUGUGGCCCCCGCACCCACUCAGAGAGGGUCCUGAGCGCACAGAAGCAGGCUCCCUGCCCCAGCCUCUUUCUCCUCCCGUCUCAAGAGACCUGUGCUGACAGCAGCCGCGCCGCUCUCUGGCCCCUGGACUCGUUCCUGUGUUCUAUUGCUGUCACCUGAGCAGCGCCGGUGACCCGGCGCUCAGAUAACCACCGUGAUGUGCAUGAAACCUCUGCUCAGAAAUCCCCCCCGAACACAUGGCUCACCUGAACCAGGACUCUGGACCGGGUUAUAAUGACCAGUCAAUUUGAAGUCUUCAUCCUCAAAUUGAGGUUUGGACCUGAGGGGAGCGGCAUAAGGUCCCCACGAGGAUAGUGCUUUGUCAGGAAUUGGUCCCCACGAGGCGGAAUAAACCAGCCCGCACACAUACACACGUUUGUGCUCCACCUGCAGCAGCUGUGUUGACAGCAGACCACAUGAUCGGUCACAUGACACGCGGGGUUCCACAUGUAGCUUCUGCACUGUGCGAUAUUCAGCAGCGAGCGUCUCCCCCACCUCUGUGUGACCCGGGUCAUCGGGACUCGGGCAGGAAAAGCGGGUUCUUUCUCGGCGACUCUUGUUUUGGUGUCAGAUGAUGAGUUGAUGGUGCAGCGAUGAUGUCGAGAUUCACUUGGAAUUAA
Molecule: messenger RNA, 9923 nt
Organism: Synchiropus splendidus (mandarinfish)
Lineage: Eukaryota; Metazoa; Chordata; Actinopteri; Syngnathiformes; Callionymidae
Product: homeodomain-interacting protein kinase 3-like
Exons: 18
Coding region: 4640-8188 (1182 amino acids)
Biological process (GO): peptidyl-threonine phosphorylation; peptidyl-serine phosphorylation
Cellular component (GO): PML body; nucleus; cytoplasm
Molecular function (GO): protein tyrosine kinase activity; ATP binding; protein serine/threonine kinase activity
Source: RefSeq, a predicted model, not a curated record